Molecule: messenger RNA, 3793 nt
Organism: Syzygium oleosum
Lineage: Eukaryota; Viridiplantae; Streptophyta; Magnoliopsida; Myrtales; Myrtaceae
Product: pentatricopeptide repeat-containing protein At3g63370, chloroplastic
Exons: 1
Coding region: 220-2667 (815 amino acids)
Biological process (GO): RNA modification
Molecular function (GO): protein binding; RNA binding
Source: RefSeq, a predicted model, not a curated record
AACUAGAAAAGCUUUUCCGCAAAACCGAGCAAUGCCAUUAGUAGCUCUGGAGAUCUUCUUGCUCGGAACAUGCGGGACCCACCAAGAUAAGAAUUUCCCGCUCAUCUCCCCCCCCGCACCCCUGUUUACUGGGUCGCGAGCAGAACAAAGAAAGCUCGUGCUCGUCCAUGCUUCAUCGUUCGCAGCGCCUUCUCUUCCUCCCCAUGCACGUACCCGAGCAUGAAGACGUCGGCGUCCAUCCCAAGCGCUUGUCUCGACGUCUCGUCCACCUCGUCGCGCCACUCUCUUUUGGGGCAACCCCAGACACAGCCUCCUCUGAAGAUCCCCAGAAUCCGUCCACAACCCGAAAAUCGGCCUCCUCCUUUCAAAGAAGCCUGCGCGCGGGGCUGCCUCAAGGGAGCCUUCAAGUCCCUGAACAGCCUCAUAGCUCACCCAAGUGCAAAUGAAGUCAGCCCAGCUGAGGCCUUCUCGCAAGUUCUCGAGCUUUGUGCCGCGAAGGAGGCUGAGGCUCUUGCGGAGGGGCAACAGGUCCAUGCCCAUUUGGUCAAGUCCGGCUAUUUCGGCUAUCCGGUGUUUUUGAGUACUAAGCUCGUGUUUAUGUAUGGGAGGUGCGGCUCGUGCCGGAGUGCGGAGAAGUUGUUCGAUAGAAUGCGUGAACGAACGGUAUAUACCUGGAAUGCCAUGAUUGGAGCUUAUCUGGCUGAUGAGGAUCCUGCGGCUUCUCUUGAACUGUACAGAGAUAUGCGGGUUUCGGGUCUGCCUCUUGAUUGCUGCACUUUUCCUUCUGUUCUGAAAGCUUGCGCGGUGCUUAGAGAUCGUCGCUCUGGCGCCGAAAUUCACGGCUUUGCUAUUAAAUGCGGGUUUGCUUCUGUUUUAUUUGUUGUGAAUUCGCUGGUCGCAAUGUAUGCGAAGUGCGAUGAUCUUGAUGGGGCAAGGCAACUAUUCGACAGCACUGAUGUUAAAGAGGAUCUUGCUCUGUGGAAUUCUAUAAUCAGCGGAUAUUCAGCCAGUGGUAGGUCCCUUGAGGCAUUGUUUCUUUUAAGAGAGCUGAAAGGUCAUGGUCUUGUGAUGAAUACAUACACCAUGGUUGCAGCUUUGCAAGCCUGCCAAAAUCUGGACUACCAAACGCUUGGCAUGGAGAUCCAUGCUACCAUCUUAAAAUCUGGUAAUGAGAUCGAUGUACAUGUAGGCAAUGCCUUGAUUGCUAUGUAUGCAAGAUGUGGUGAAAUGAAUGGAGGUGCUCGUGUAUUCUUUAAUUUAGUGGACAGAGAUUCUGUAUCUUGGAAUUCAAUGCUUUCUGGUUUUGUGCAGAAUGGUCUGCACAGCGAGGCAUUGCAGUUAUUCCGUGAUAUGCAGGAUUUUAAUCAAGAACCGGACACUGUUUCUAUCAUGGGGAUUCUUACGGCAUCUGGUCGACUGGCAAAUUUGUUACAUGGAAGGGCAGGACAUGGUUAUGUCAUACGGAGGGGUCUAGAUUCCAAUCUGCAGGUUGGGAAUACACUUAUGGACAUGUAUGCAAAGUGCUGUAGGGUACGGCUCAUGGGCAAGGUUUUUUGUAGUAUGCCUGUGAAGGACAUAAUCUCUUGGACAACAAUUAUUGCAGGCUACUCCCAGAAUGAUUGUCAUAUGGACGCUCUGAAGUGUUUCAGAGAAGUCCAGAUGGAAGGGAUGGAUGUCGACAAAAUGAUGAUAGGAAGCAUUCUUCUUGCUUGUGGUGGGUCGAAAUCUCUUCGCCAUGUGAAAGAAAUUCAUAGUUUCAUGCUAAGAAGAGGUCUAUCUGAUCUUGUUCUGCAGAAUAGAAUUGUUAAUGCAUAUGGAGCAUGUAACCACACAGAUUAUGCAUCUCAAGCUUUUGAGCUCAUUGAAAACAAGGAUAUUAUAUCUUGGACAAGCCUAAUCUCUUGCUAUGUCCAUAAUGGGCUAGCUCAGGAAGCUCUUCAAGUUUUUCUUGAAAUGAAAGAAGCUGGAAUUGAAGCUGAUUAUGUUACACUUGUGAGUGUACUCUCAGCAGCUGCUGAUUUAUCCCUCUUGCAGAAAGGAAAGGAAAUUCACGGAUCAAUUAUUAGGAGGGGCUUCAUCUUGGAAGGGUCUGUUUCAACCUCUCUAGUAGAUAUGUAUGCUCGCUGUGGGGACCUAAGAAAUGCAUGCAAGGUGUUUUCGUCUAUUGACAGAAAAGAUUUAAGCCUGUGGACCACAAUGAUAUAUGCAAACGGAAUGCAUGGGCGUGGAAUGGUGGCCAUUGAGUUAUUCAAAAGGAUGAUUGACACUAACCUUGUUCCUGAUCAUAUCACGUUUUUGGCCAUUCUUUAUUCAUGUAGUCAUUCUGGGUUGAUUAAUGAAGGGAAAACAUUUUUUACAUCUAUGCAACAUGAUUAUGAGUUGGAGCCAUGGUCCGAGCACUAUGCUUGUUUGGUCGACCUUCUUGGCCGUGCAAACAGCUUAGAUGAAGCUUAUGAAUUUAUCAACAGCAUGCCGAUUGAACCGACUGCUGAGGUUUGGUGUUCUCUACUUGGGGCUUGUCAAGUUCACUCAGAUAAAAGACUGGGAGAGAUUGCUGUGCAUAAGCUUCUAGAAUUAAAUCCAGACAAACCUGGAAAUUAUGUUCUGAUGUCCAAUAUCCUUGCUGCAAAUGGUAGAUGGAAAGAUGUUAAAGAAAUGAGAAUGUGAAUGAGAAUGAAGGGAAUUGGAUUGAAGAAAACUCCAGGCUGCAGCUGGAUUGAGCUUGGGAACAAGAUCCAUUCAUUUGUAGCUGGGGACAAGUCUCAUCCACAGUCGGAUAAGAUUUAUUGGAAGCUAGCUGAAGUUACUGAUAAAUUAGCUCAAGAAGGUGCUUAUGUGGCUCAAACCAGGUUUGUCUUGCAUGAUGUGGGAGAGGAAGAGAAACUUCAGAUGCUUUAUGGGCAUAGUGAAAGGCUUGCCAUUGCUUACAGUCUUCUAGAGAGUUCUGGAGAAACCCCUAUCAGAGUCACUAAAAAUCUUCGGGUUUGUGGUGAUUGUCAUACUUUCUGCAAGCUUGUUUCAAAAUGCUUUGGACGAGAACUCAUUGUGAGGGAUGCUAGUAGAUAUCACCAUUUUAAUCAUGGGGUCUGCUCUUGUGGAGACUUUUGGUAAUACUGUGCAGAAACACAUCUUGAUUGCUUCUGAUAAUACCGAUUCACAGAAUACAUCUCUAGCCCCGUUUCAUGAGCAGGAGAAAUUCUCUGAUGGAAGCUCACCUCGGAAGAGUUUGAGCUCCAAGUGCUGAAGAAAUCUCUUAUUGCCUCCCAACCGUGCAUUGUGGAAGUCAAUGUUGAGGUCACUAUCUCUGCAUUUCAGCAGGAUUUGAGAGGAUCAGGGCAUGAGGAUGAAGGAGCUGUUCAAAGUUUAAGCGCUGAGUUCUUUUUCGGGCGAAUGAAGCUUGGAUGUAAAUAUUGCUGAUCUGAGCUCCCAAAGAAACGGCAUCAUAAGGAUUGAUAAGUCCAGAAUGUACUGAUAUCGGGUAAGCCGGCGAAUGGCCAUAUUACUUUGUUAUGGCAGAAUAAGUACUUAAGAUGGCCUAGAUAUUCAGGAUACAGAAUGUGGUUGCAUUGGUAAAAAGUUGUAAAAUAAUACCUGUGCCUACGGAAGCAAACCAAAACAUGCCAUUUUGCAAUGGAUCACGAGCUACUCUAGGUGAACUUUGCAAUAAUCUGUAUAUUGUAGUUUCAGGGCCGAAGCAGUUUUCACAUUCAUAGGCCAUUUGCAUCUAAGUUGGAUCGUUCAGUUGCAACUUUCUGGCAAAAUAUUAAAUAAAAAUAGGUAUAAGUGUAUUAGA